AUGGGGGGCUCGGCCAGCCUGCUGCCGCGGGAGGCGCUGAGCGAGUACCAGGAGCUGACCUUCCUGGGCAAGCAGGAGAUCCUGCUUGCCUACAAGAGGUUCAGUGAACUGCUGCCAAAGGAGGAGAGGGAGAAUGCCUGCUUCGCGCGGGUUCCCAAGAGCCAGAUCCUGACGUUGCCUGAGCUGCGGGCAAACCCCUUCCAGCACCGGAUCUGCCAGGUGUUCUCCACCUCAGAUGAUAGGGACGACAGCAUGUCCUUUGAAGACUUCCUCGAUAUGCUGAGCGUCUUCAGCGACGCCGCUACCUCGGACAUCAAAUCCUACUAUGCCUUCCGCAUCUUUGACUUUGAUGACGAUGGGACUCUGGACAGAAAGGACCUGGAGAAACUGGUGAACUGUCUGACGGGGCAAGGCGAGGAGUCCCGCUUGAGCAACGCGGAGAUGGAGCAGCUCAUCCAAAAUAUCCUGGAGGAGUCCGACAUUGACAAGGAUGGCACCAUCAACCUCUCGGAGUUCCAGCACGUCGUCUCCCGCUCCCCAGACUUCGCCAGCUCCUUCAAGAUCGUCCUGUGAGAGCCCUGCGGUUCUCCAGCAGAACUUCUCCUCUGGCUGUUGCAGCUCUUCAUGGUCUCAGACAUUUCCUCUUUUAGCGAGCAGAGCAGCAGAGGCCCCGCUCCUCACCAGCUCCACGAGUGCCACACAGUGCCUUAGGCAGGACACCCUCCUGCUCCCCUUUCAUGCCUGGCAGGCGAGAUGGCAGCCUGCAGAGGUGGGGCCCUGGGAAGCUGCCUUGCCUGCAGCCGCUCUGCUCUCCCAGGAUCGGAUUUUAACUCCUUAUGCAAACCAAGGCCAGCUCUGUGGGUGGGGGGAGGCACACAGAGGUGCUCCUGGCUGGGGGCCACGCUGCACAGAGCACAGCCCCUCUCUGCCCUCGGUACCAAUUUGUGCCUUCCACUAGCAGGCAGGGAGCUGCCUCCCCCCACCAGGCCCCUGCCCACCUCUCCCGUCUUCCCAGGGGCCUCCCUGCUGCAAUGUGGAUCUGUUUCUCUAAGCCAUAACCCAAAUGCGGAUCCAUUUCUCUAAGCAAUAAUCCAAGUGGCACUGUAGUUGUGCCAUCCCGGCAGCAGAGCUGUUCCCCCACGGCUGCACAGGACACAGAAUGCCUUCCUCCCCCGGCCGACGAGGCACAGCCCCGCGGGCAGCACAGCCAGGCUCAACCCGGGCUGCCUCGGCACUGACCAUGCUCGGGGCCUGCUCUCCUUUUCCUUUUCUUUUCCUCUGCCCCCUCCU
Messenger RNA from Gavia stellata (red-throated loon), 1290 nucleotides. RefSeq names its product calcium and integrin binding 1 (gene CIB1). Gene Ontology annotation, molecular function: calcium ion binding. The record is from RefSeq and is a predicted model, not a curated record. Lineage: Eukaryota; Metazoa; Chordata; Aves; Gaviiformes; Gaviidae. The transcript is spliced from 7 exons. The coding region runs from base 1 to 573 and encodes 190 amino acids.